UCAGGACUAGUGAGAGACAGACCAACGUCAGUGUUAAGAUGCGGUAGUUGGAUGCCCUUAUCUGUUUUAUAGUGUUGAUUUUACUUGUGGGCAAAUGGGAAAUACACAAGGGAAAAGUACUGAAGGUAAGAUAUAAAUUAUAUCUCUGUUUUAUGUCGCAAGAAGGGCAAGCAUUCUUGAAAUUCAAGUGUGACAAGGUUAGUUGUGAAGAGUAAUUUUGCAUGACAAUGCGAAAGCUUGGGAAAAUUACGGAAUGGUCGUGUUUAUUUCGCAUUAUCCGGCUUAUAGGCGAGUUUGCUCCAUUUAUUUGGAGAACAAGGCCUUAAUCAAACGUACUGCUGUUCAUUUAAGUUAUUUCCCUGGAGUUUUCUUCGUAUACCUGGUAAAUAAUUCGCAGAGUAACGGGCUUUUGUUGUAAAAUACCUCUUGCAGCGUCACAAUAAAUUUCUGGUCUGUAUCGAUCGAUUUUAUCUGCCUGCAGCACAACUUGAUGUUGUCAUGUAAGUCACCAGGGCCGUAUAAGUCUGUUUGCCAGAUAAAAACAUAUGUACAUAAUGCGUAAGCUUUUUCAAACACAGAAAUCCACUCGCGAUUAUAGUUUGUUUAAACAAUAUGGAGAAUUUUACUGUUAUUGUAAGACUAGCAGCUUUGAUCGAGCAUUCGCAGAAUUCUUUUCAUUUCGAAUGUUUUCUGUCGUUUUAUCGCUUCAGCAAAAUUUUAAAUAUUGCAUUAAUACGAGAUUGAAUUUUCUCCCAGCUGAAAAAAAUCGCCAUCCGUAGCUCGCUAAUGACUAUUUAUCUCUCACAAUAUUUAUCAUCGAGAGUUCUUUACAUGUUUCCUCUUCAAGAAUUAGUCUGUCACUUACUAUGAUCAAUAUUUUCCUUUCCUUUAUUAUACUUUCAAUCUACUGACCUGUAAAAACAUACAUCAUCGCACUACUGUUUUAAUUUCCUUUUCCGCUGUGAUAGUACGUUUACUGUAAUGCGAUUUUUCAUGGGAGAUGCAUUAGCAACUUACGAAUUUAUUUCUUAGCCAAAUCCCGCUCUAACUUCGCUGGGAAUACUGAGCAUGUCAGUAACCUGGUUGGGAAAUUUAGUUUAAAAAUCUUCCUUUUUCUUCUUAAGAUUGCGGCGAUCUAGCAAUUGGAAAACCUAAAUUGGGUCUUGAAAAACCAUUCGUGCGUCUUAAAUGUAGCUUUUUCCGAGAUCUGGGAUUCCGUCUACAACAAUAUUGGUCACCAAAGCAUUUCGAACGUUCGAUCGUUGUCUUUUGCAACUGCUUUCGUGUUAAAUCCCUCUAUAAUCCCAGCUCUCAGUGGCGGAUAAUAUUCUAGAAUGUUUUCCGAGAGACAAGGAAAAUAGUGUUUCUGUACAAUUAAUCUUUUCUUUUUGUGAUUUCCUGCGAUUAAAUGUCGAGAAAUUCGACUCGCUCCUUAAUUAUUCAAAUGUAGCCUAAAGCCGUCAAACGAAGAAGCCGUCUAGCCGCGAAAAAACAGUUAAUUUCUCAAGAGUGUGUCGAAUAAUAUUGGUUUACGUCAAUAUUACUUCAGUGUUGAAAUAAGUUAUCUUUCAUAACUUAUGAUGAGCGCUUUUAAAGGAUAUACUUCGAACGAGAGAGAGUUGUUGUCGCAUGUUGGAGGAUGUUUUUAUAGAAUCAAUUUAAAUUUAAUCCCUCGCUAAGUGAUAUUUGGUGAAAUGAUUGCACAUUACGUUGGAACAUUCAGUGUAGAAGGUGCGUGAACUGAAUCUAACAUGGCAGUCUACCAAAUUUGCUUUUUGAAGCAUACUGCAUUUGGAAUGCUAGUUGAGAUGUUUACUACACGUUAUGACUUAUCUCUGACAGGCUUGUAAUUUCUCAUAUCGAUACCUCACUGAUUCAAUGAAAUUUGUACAUCAGGUUUUCAAACUUUGUGUUCAACAUGAGUAAAAUGAAAGCAGAUGCAUCGAUUUAUUUUAGUUUUUGCAUAAUCAUGGACACUAGUUUGAAAUGAUAUAUUUGAUCAAAGCUAUAUACACUAACAAAAGGCUGACAUACUUUGUAGAAAUAAUCAGCAGAAACUGUGAGCACAAACGGUACACUCUGAUUGAACCUAUUUAAUUUUCAUGUACACUUCUUUAAAAAAGUCUAUCAUAUUGAUAUUUUAUUUCUUUACUUAGCAUAUGAUUAUUUUGUUCUUCAAAAUUUGAGAUACACCUUAGUUUUUAUCAUUAAUGUGAAUCACUACUCUGUGUUGUCCAACUGAUUGUAAUUAUUGAAUAAUGCCUCAUGAUGAUCAAAUUGAACUGUUGCUAUGAUCAGCGAAAUAUUUAUAUCACUUGAUAUAUGAAGAUAAGUCAAAGUGAAGCUCCACUCAAUAGAAAUCAAUCAUGCAAUGAUUUUAACAAGUCCGAGAAUCAAUCUUAAGUAUUUAUUUUCAUACCAUGCAGUUAUAAGGUAUAGGAGACUAUGUAAUCUUGUGGUCUUAUUACUAUGAAUUCUGGAGCAAGUGAUCAAAGUCCUAAUGUUUCAAAUUUCCAAAUGAAUUUGAAGUAGUCCUCAACAUGUCUAGCCAAAGCUAGACAAACUCAGUUAAAAUCCAAUUGAAAACAAAACCACAAGAAAGAUUUGGAUUUAAUAAACUUGACUCAAAUCGACCUAUGUGAUAGUGAGUUGUGAUUCAUGCUUUAAAAUUCAUUUUGGUGAUUUCACUAAGGAAUUUUGGAGAACAAAAAUUUACAAUUGGGAUGUAAUACUGAGUUCACUUUUGAAUGCAGUUUGUAAUUGAUGAGAGUGCAAAAUUUGACCUGAACACAUGUAGACAGUGAGGCAUUUGUUUCAUUGGCUCACACAUGGUAAUUUCUGGUUGUAAAAUUCACUUGUUGUUCAUAAAUAUCUAGAAUAAUAAUUUCAAACAUGAAAUUACACUAGAUCUAUGCUUUUUUUACCCUUAACUUCCAUAGGUAGGGAGCUGUAAAAGUUAUGACAGUCGUAUUUUUUCCAACCCAAUUACAUGAUUGCACACACACUAAUGAGCUAAAUGUAGUUGCUGACACCAUUAUUUCACUAGAGAAAAUAAUUUUUAAAAAAAACGACUAAUACUGACUGAAAUUGAUAAAUAAUGGUAUGUUCACAUGUAGGUAUCAAAAGGCAACUUUCCCAGUGGGUAUUAAGUAUUGCAGGAUUAAAAAUCAGCAAGCUACUUGCAAGACUUGGAUUUUGUAUUGUGUUAGCGGACAAAUUUUAAUAAUUAUCUCUUUUGCUCUUUAUUAAAGAAUCACAAAUUUGAUUAAAUUGAAACCAUCAACAAUGAAAUGCCCUCAAGAAGUUUUUUUUAUCACCUAAUACAACCCAGACAAUAUGUAAUAAGUAGCAGUUGAAAUCAAUAGCUAUGAAAAAUGAACUUAGUGGGAGCAAAUGCUUUUCAUAUUUUAUGGAAUUCAUCACCUGAAUUUGAUAAUCUAGUUAUCACCCUUUUAGAGUUAAGUCUUUAAAUCUUUGAUAACUAAUUAUUUCAGAGACCUAAAUAACCUGUCACAGGUACUGGACAAAAGAAAAGAUAUUAAUUUUCAAUGCACUAAUUUGCAGAAAAGAAUUGAACAGAAAAGUUUCUGAACACCAACAAUGUCAUGUAAAGCAUAAAAUAAUGCCAUGCUUUCCCAUGUCUCCUCAAUGACCUCUUUUGAGAAGAACAACAGGUAAAUGAAGGUUCCUCCCUCUCCUGCAAAGCUCUUUGGAUUAAAUCUGUUGAUCUCGUACUUAGCUCUGUCAAUCCACCCUGAUUAUGCUACAAUGUUAUUUCCCAAGGGAGGAAAAGUUACUCUACAUGAAUUAAUCUCCAACUUACAAUUGUCAUUGUCAUCAUGAGAGAAAUAAAUUUAAUAUCAAAUAAAUGAGGUAAUCUUAAGGGGCAAUGUAACUUCUUUAUAUCACACUAUUUCUGUGCUUGUGGUGCUGUAUAAAUAUAUGUGAGAAGCUGACUACCCUCUGCAAUAAAAUAUCUUGAUUGAAAAAAGAGGUAUCUUUGACUAAAAAAUGUCCACACAUUCAAUGAGUGGCUUUCUACAACAUAUAUGAGGUGUAUUGGUGUAACUAUUAAUACAGUUUGACCUGUGUAAGGCAAGUGGCAGGUUAUUACUUAUGCUUGGGAGCACCUACACUAAAUUCCCUGUUACUAAGGUUUUAAGUAGCCGGAGCCUUUUUAAAGAUAAAUGGUUGUGGGUCUCAAAAUCCAACAUGGUGGACAAAACGUCAUAUUGUUCAUACUUUUUUGCCACUGCAGCAAGAUUUUUCAAAAAGACAGUCCCCAUCAGAACAUUUUUAAAUGAACCUUGAGUCAGAAGUCUUUUUAUGUUUUCAGAAAAGAUAAGCAGUGCAAAUUUAUAUUUUUAUUGAGCCCAAGUUUAGACCUGAUAAACAUCAUCUCUGUACAGGCUCUCGAAGCAAUGAAAGUAGCCAGUGAAACCUUGCAGAGAAGUCAGUGUACUUUGCUGGCUGCUGGCUCUUAUCUACAACCCUGUACUGUAGCCCUUGAUAAAAGACCUCAGCUGAUUGUAAAGUUGAUUUCUGUUCUGAAUUAAUUAUUCUAAUAAAGUAAAAUUGUUCUAAAUUGAUGAAGCAAUCAAAAGCCCAAGAAGUCAAGAAUUCUAAAUCUAUAUGUAUGAAAGCUAGGAGAAUAUGUUACUUAGAUUUCUUAUUAUUUUUCUGUUGUAAAUUUUUUUACAGCAAAAUCUUUUGAGUUUUUAAAGUGAGUACUCUAAAUCACAGAGUACACUUAAUGUGUCCUGAGCCUUUAAAGUGUUCCUCAUUCUUUUAUUACGAAUGAGCUUGUAUUCCUCAAAGUGUGAUCACUUGGUAUGGGAGUACUCAGCUAAUUUCCUGUUUUGUUUCAGAUAAAGACAAAAGAAGGAAAGGAAAGACAUCUAAGAGUUCUCCUGCCAAUGAAUUUUCUCCCACACCAAAGCGAAGUUCCACUUCAAAUGGUUCUGUAGGAAUAAACAGCAACCAUAGGACUAGAGAAAGUUCAAUUCAUUUGCCUCUGAAGGAAUACGAAGUUCCAGAUUUCUUGAAAGAUACCCAGCAACAGCGUUGGCAUGAAAAUGGGGCAUCUCCAGUGGUCAAAAGGGACCUAAAAGACCCGGAUUUUUCCUCUAAUGGUGGACAGGGGCUUAUGAUUCCUAGUGAGGAACUAGUGGUGCCUGAGUUUCUUAGAAACAGUGAAGGUAGACAAGGACAUAACAAGUUACGGCAUGGUGGAAGCUCCACUUCUGUUGCCAGCAAAUUUGGGGGCGCUCAGGGAAAUGUAAGAAAUGAAAGCAGAGCAAGAACUGCAGAAAGGGCUGACAGACAGAGACUUACUAAUGGUGAUACAAAAAUAGACAGUAAUGGCAUGAGAGACUUUGUUACCAUGAAUGGAGAGCAGAAAGUUCGCAGUCACUUGCAGGGUGCUGUUGCAGCCUUUAAACCAGAUCAGGAAACAAGAAUAGGGCAAAAACAAACUCCUGACUUUCAAAAAAGGUUAAACAGAGCCUCAACAGUUGACUCACCUGAUAAAAUUGCUCAACUGGGGCAAAACAUGAGAGAAAAUUUGAACUCAAAGACAAGUUCAGACACUGACAGUGAUUUCAAGGCAAGGAAUAGAAUAAUGUUUGUUGACAUGGAGAAAAGAGAGGAAUUAGGAGCAUACGAUGAUGCUUCCUUGAAAAGAAAAUACAAGAAAGGAGGCAAUAAGAGUAAAAACAAAGGACAAAAUGGUAUGAAAGACACUUCAGAAGUUUCACAGAGAAUUGUGGCUUCUGCUAAGGUGCAGAUGGAUCCUGGUGGAAGGCGCAAAUCAAACAACUGGCCUGCAGACACUGAUAGUGUCCAGAGCACUUCUUCACAGUCUUUUACUGAACCUAUUUCCACAAUGUCCUCUGAGAAAGAUAAAUUUAGUGUUUCAGUGAGAGAUCAUGGGAACCUUGUGUUAAAAGGUGGUUUGUCAAAUGGACUUCUUUCUUCCUUCAGAAAAUUACCUGGAGCUGCCAGUGAGGAUGCAGAUUCACUGCCUUCUACACAAAGAAGUAGUAAACUUAAUACCAGUCUUGGUUAUAAUGAAAGUUCACCUGAGGAAGACCUUCGUAAAGUUAAAAGGAAGGACUCUUUGCAAGCUCAUUUACGAAACAGGAUUACAAAAUUGGAAAAAGUGAAGCCACCUCUGCCCAGAGCAAGAUAUGACAGUGACUCCACAACUAUCAGUGAUCACAGUGCUUUUGGAGAUGUCCAUAUAUUUCCACAUUCCCCCAGAAGAAAGUCAAAUUUUGGGUUGAUGACUUUGAAUGAUCUUCCAGAAGAUAUUUUGAUUUUUAUUUUAUCUUAUUUGUCAACAAAAGAUCUUUGCAUGGCAUCAGGUGUUUGUCAGAAAUGGCAGACACUCUGUUGGGAUCCACUGCUUUGGUCGAACAUUCAAAUCUCCAAUUAUCAAGGAAGCGACAUCAACAAAGUUUUGCGGAAUCUACUGGCAAGACUAGCCAUGGACACUCAGGGUUACUGUAUGACAGUACAUUCAAUAAAGUUAAAUGGUUGUGAGCUACUGUCUGAUAAAGGACUGGGUUUUGUUGCUCGGUUUUGCAUAGAUUUAGAGGAGCUUGAUGUGUCUGGUUGUUGCUGUAUCACAAGUAAAGGUCUUCAUGACAUUUUAUUGAAUUGUCAAACUCUGACUCAUCUUGACACAAGUGGCUGUACUUGUGUGAAUAAUAUAUCAGCUCCAGUAGCAAAUGGAUUUGGUGUGGGACAUCAUGGGUCAUUCCUUCAGUUGCGACAUUUGGACCUAAGCGAUUGUGUGGCAUUUGAUGACUUGGGUUUGAGAGUUGUGGGUCUCAGUUGUGGUUUGCUUGAAAGCUUGUAUCUGCGCAGGUGCAAUCGUGUGACAGAUGUUGGCAUCAAGCAUAUUGCACAGCACUGCAGUAAUCUCAAAGAGCUCAGUGUCAGUGAUUGCUUCAAAGUGAGAGAUUUUAGUCUGAAGGAAGUUGCCAAGAAUUGUCCAAGUCUCAAGUACCUCAGUGUGGCAAAAUGUCCUAUAACAGAUACAGCAAUGAAGUAUAUUGGAAAGCACUGUGUCAAAUUAAAGUACUUGAACAUCAGAGGAUGUGAAGCUGUUUCUGAUAUUGGAAUGACGCACAUUGUUCAAAAUUGCUUGAAACUGCGGUCUCUUGAUGCAGGAAAGUGUGAUAUUACAGACAAUGGACUUCACAUGAUUGGCAUUCAUUGUCCUCAGCUUAAGAAAUUGAGUAUACGAGGAUGUGACCGCAUUACCAAUACUGGGGUGAGAACUAUUGCAGCUCAGUGUUGCAGUGUGCAGUACCUGAACUUGCAAGAAUGCAACCUCAGUUAUGAGACUUUUAUGUACAUAAGGGAACAUUGCAAAAAUUGUGUCAUUGAACAUACAUGCCCUGCAUUUUUCUAA
Pocillopora meandrina is the source of this 7420-nucleotide messenger RNA. The record is from the annotation of a GenBank genome assembly. Lineage: Eukaryota; Metazoa; Cnidaria; Anthozoa; Scleractinia; Pocilloporidae.